GUUGUUGAAAUUCAUCAUCCUGAAGUUGUUAUGGAAAGCAAAGUUGAAAAAAGUGUAUUAAACCAACAUUUCUCGAAUCAAUUUAAAAAUCAAGAGGAGAAAUCUAAUGAAUCUCAGAAAGCAACAAAUGAUAUUAAGAAAAAUGAGAAAAAAGAUGAUGAGAAGAAAUAUGACGAGAAAAAAGGAAACGAGGAAAAAGUUAACGAGAAAAAAGAUAGUGAGAAAAGAGGUAAUGAGAAAGAAGGUGACGAGAAAAAAGUAAACGAAAAAAUAGAUGAUGAAAAAAAAGAUGAUGAGAAAAAAGAUGAUGAGAAAAAAGAUGAUGAGAAAAAAGUUAAAGAGAAAAAAGAUAACGUGAAAAAAGAUGACGAGAAAAAAGAUAUCGAGAAAAAAGGUAGUGAUAGUGAAAAGAAAGGUAGCGGAAAAAAAGAUAAUGAAACAAGUAUAAAAUUGCAGAAUGAACAUCAAUCUGAAAAGAAAGAUAUUUUCACAUUUGCGAAACAUUCUCCUCUUGAUAAUAUUGUUCAUAAUAGAA
Molecule: messenger RNA, 535 nt
Organism: Rhizophagus irregularis DAOM 181602=DAOM 197198
Lineage: Eukaryota; Fungi; Glomeromycota; Glomeromycetes; Glomerales; Glomeraceae
Source: RefSeq, a predicted model, not a curated record